UGGUUUGCAUGGUGUGUGUGUGCUGUGAUCCGGCUGCAGUUUGUCCUCGUUGGCUUUCCGUCCCUCAGGCAGCUCGACUUCAGUGCGCUAUAAACAGGGAAGCGGCUCCAGGAGCAGCUGGGACUCUCUCUGUGUUUACGCUGUGAUCCCCGCAGUCACUCAGCGCGGCUCCGGCAGAUUAUAUCACUGGCUGUGCUAGUAGAGCUAUUAGUGACCACCAUUUUGGAUUUGUGUUUACCUGGUUCAUCAGAUCACGUGAUCUCGAGUCCGAGGAAGUCUGUUGAGCUGCAUAAAUAACAGAGUUUGACCCUGUGGAGUGCUUUACAGCGAGUCUCCUUCUCCACCUAGGCUUUGGGCAGGCCGUGUCUCUGUGGCCAUGAGGAAUCAUGGCGGAGCUGGAGGUGGAUCAGUCUAACCUGCCGCGGGUUCAGGAGGUGUCCCAGUAUUUCUCAGUGCUGGAGGACGGAGCGUUGGCGUAUAACUUACAGGAGCAGGAAAUUGAACAGUACUACAGUUCCAACGUACAGAGGAACCAACUGGUUCAGAAAGACAUCCGUGUAGCCAAGAGGCUGCAAGAUGAGGAGCAACAAAGAGCUCAAGUGAAUCAUGAGCAAGCCACUCGUCAACUGGAAGAGCAGGACUCUGAGUACGCCCGCAGGAUUCAAGAGGAGCUCCGGUGUGCCGCUGAAGAAGAGAGGAAGAGGGAAGAAAAAGAUGAGGAAAUAGCAAAGCGAAUACAGGAAGAGGAAGAGCUGUAUGUCAGACAGAGGAACAGCUGCCGAAGGACAGAUGGCGGAGAGAAUGGCAGCGCCAUCGGCUCGCCAAAUACACUUCAACCUAUUCGGCCUCUCUUCAGCGAAGAGGAAGAGUUGUCCUGGCAUAGCCAGGCGCACUCUCCCUCUCCUUCCUCCUCGGACUAUGAGGCGGACCACUGUGAACGCAGGAAGUCUUUUAAUAGGGAGUACGCAGACAGUGUUGAGCAGAGACAUCAGCCUGUGCGUGAGCAGCCUCGCAGGAGACGAUCAGGACAAAGCCGCAGUAGCUUUGCCAGCCAGAGCAGCACGACUGGGCAUCUUCUGGGAGGAUGGGGCGAUGUUGUCCAGCUCAUAAAGAACGACCUGAGUGAGCAGGGCUAUCUCAGUUACAGUUCUGAAGACGAACUCUUUGAACCCGUCUAUAAACUGGAGAGAAUCCUGAGCCGGCGCCAGCCGGCAUCGGAGCGGUGCGGCGAGCAGGGGACAAGACCAUCUCGCCACAGCAGUAUGAGAGAAGGAAACAGCCGGAUGUGGCAGGGAGACCGAGGGGGCCGAAAGGAAAGACAUAGGCACUCUGAUUACAAGGGCAACAGAAGUGUGAGAUCGGAGAGCAGGCUAGCGAGACGUUAUAGCAGUAGCGACUGUAGAUCUGGAGAAGGACAAAGACGUGUACACUUUCAGGAUGACCAGAAUCGCCAUAACGUUUAUAUUGAUUGUCCAAGAGCAUUCGAGGAAAAUCAUGGCAGAAACAGGGAACUAAGGGGUUAUACUGCGAGACCCUAUCAAAGUCAUGUUCAGGUGGAUAGAUCACUGGGUGAUGUAAACCGGACUUGCAGACAUGAGGCUAAUGGCGUGAGGAACUCCUUGUCGCAGGAGGUAAAUGAGGAAGAUCUUGGCAGGCUUAGAGAGAGAGGAAGGUGGGAGGGAGGCAGCUGCAGGGUACGAGCAGAGCACAGGCCAAGAGCACGUACCAUCAGGGAGGAGUGGGAGGGAAGAGACAGCAGAUGGUACCAUGGAGAACCUAGCAGGAGAGGCAUAAGGAGUGAGCGAUGGCAGGGUUAUCAGGAGGACAGGUCGGGUUAUCAGGAGGACAGGUCGAGUACUGAAGAAGAGGUGGACAGGGAAAGGGAGGAGACUCGAACACCAAGGCACCCCCAGCGCAGCCUCAGUGUAUCUUGCAGAGGGCGCUCUUCUGGAGCAGGGCAGAGAGUAAACAGACCCUCUCUGGAUUUGGGUGAACUCAGGCAGGUCCUGCAGGAUGAAGAACUCGCCCGCAGGCUACAGGCAGAGGAAGAAGAGUUGCUCAGAGGGGAUCUUGGCCCUGCCUCUCCUUUCGAGAGAUCUUGCCCAAAAGGAGACUUCACAGUAGCACAGGUUGCUCAGGAUGAGGAGAUUGCGCACUUCAUGCAAAAGCAAGAGAUAAAGGCUCAGCUGCGGUCUCAUGAGUCGGAGGAUUGUAGCUCUGGGCAAGGAUACAGAGAAAGAAGUCGUGUGUAUGACAACCGAGAGGUCUAUGAUGGACAGAUGCCCAGGGAGAGACUAAACUCUGAGGGCCUUGUGUCUCCCGGUGGGGAGUGCUCUCCUGAACACCAACCCCCAAGUCCAGACACUUUGGCAGUGCAGCAGCAUCCUUUCAGGAAUAUCGCUGAGGAACUGGAUCCAACCUUUCAAAAGAAAGAGAAUUUGCAAGCAGGACCGAGUGUUUCUGGCACCUGCCAGAUCCAAACUCCACCACAGGCAGGAUCAUGUAAGGAGCCUGCAUUCGUGGCACCAACUAAGCGGCAAAAUGACAAGCCAGGACGCACCAAGUCCAAAGAGAAAAAGGAGAAUGCGAAAUCAAAAGAGAACUGUAAACAGCAGUGAGGGUGCCAGUAACCUGGGGCUGUUUGUGUUAUUACAGAACACUUCGAUACCAGUAACAGAUAAAAGCAGGGGUUAUAAUACAGUGAUUAAUUUAAUUCCCUACUUUUACUUUUGCUUUUCUUGAAAGGUUUGGGGUUGGUCUACUCUUGAAAUAAUGCUGCUGUCAGGAUGGCACACAGGCCCCAGUGAUUCAUAUGGGACACUAUACAAAGACCUAAAGCUAUUUAUGGUUUGUCUCCAGAGCGGUUGGUGGUGCUUUUGUGUUGGGCAUCUUUUCAGUUUUGGCAUACUGUGCAGCUGGUCAGGGGACUGAAAUGGGCCCUAGGGGUAAGGGGGUAUCUGUAAGGGGAUGUCCGUUAUUAGCAGACUCCAACAUGUCGUCUGUUUUUCAGUCAACUAGACACUUUCUGAAUUCCCAUUACACACGUUCUCAGUUUAACUAACUAAAAUACACUAGUGAUUAAAAGCACUUUUUAUCCAA
Messenger RNA from Neoarius graeffei (lesser salmon catfish), 3099 nucleotides. RefSeq names its product coiled-coil domain containing 187 (gene ccdc187). Lineage: Eukaryota; Metazoa; Chordata; Actinopteri; Siluriformes; Ariidae. The coding region runs from base 387 to 2618 and encodes 743 amino acids. The transcript is spliced from 14 exons. The record is from RefSeq and is a predicted model, not a curated record.